AUGCCUGAUAUGUUUCCCCAAUUUCAAAGUGAGCAUUUGGGUCCAGAACAGCAGCUUGUUCCUCGAUUGAAAUCAUUACCUGAUACACCACAAGGAUUACCAACUGAAUUUUUAACCCAGUUAAUUCAACGUUUUGAUGAAGACGGACUUGAUAUGAUUUUAGGUCCUGUAUUUGUCGAAAUUUCUAAUGAAAUUCGUAUGGGGAACAUACUAAGUGAUAAUAAGAGUAGUAUGCAAGCUAUAUCCUUUUUAUGUGAAAAUAAAUCUGUUGCAGCUAUGGUAUCGAGCCUUUCUGAAUUUAAUCCAUCUAAUGCUUUAGCAAAUAACAUAGAAGAUAUAUCACUGUUAGGUCCAUUUUUCAAAUUAAGUGCAUAUCCAGAUGCAGCACCAAAAGUAGCUGAAUCUUAUUUCCAAAAUACUGAAACAAGAAAUGCUGCAGAUCUUCUUUCAUGUAAAAAUGGUCUUCGUGGUAGUGUUCAAAAUAUCCAAAAAUUCAUGUUUUCUAUUUGUAAUUCUAUAGUCAGAGCCAACGCAGAAUCAAGAAAUCAGCUAUUAGAAUAUUUUGGACAUAUAGUUCGCUUAAAUGAAAAAAGAGCACAAAUUCAGGUUGAUCCUCAAACUAUUUCUUCAGAUGGAUUUAUGCAUAAUAUUGCUGCUGUUCUAUUAGCCUUUUGUGAUCCAUUUUUAGACAUUCGUGCGUCUAAAAUUGACAAGAUUGAUUCUUCAUAUUUCAGGACUAGUAAGAGAUUAGAUGUAGCAGAGGAAACAAAAAUUAAUGCUACGAAAGAACAAUCAGACGCUUAUUAUAGACAAGUACAAGAGUUAAAAAAUCACAAUUUUAUUACGGAAAUUUUCUUUUUAACACUUUCGUUCAUGCAUUAUGGUCCCAUUCGAGCUUUUGUCAAUUUCAAUGAAUUUAUUCGAGAAUAUAAUGAAGUUAAAAAGCAAGCAGACAAAGCACAGCAAGACGCACUUCGUACUGCUAAUACACCUCAAGGCAUGAUGAGUGAUUUUGUUGCAAAGAGAUUGAAAGCAAAAUACGAUCAAAUGACUAUGUUUCGUUUAGCCUAUGAAACAAUGGUUUUAGAUCCAAUCUUUUUGGCCGAAGCUUUACGAUUUUAUGAUUUAGUAAUGGCUUGGAUCAUACGUAUUGCUGAUCCUCAACAUAAGCAUCCUUGGGAAAAGAUUAAAUUACCACUUCCAGAUGCUGUACCCGAGACUUUUGCUAUGCUUCCUGAGUGGAUUAUUGAAGAUAUUGUUGAAUUAUAUAUAUUUAUUGGAAAAUAUGGAUAUGAGACCCGUGUGAUGAUGCAAUGCCCUCAUGAUGAACUAGUUACUUUUAUUAUAACUUUCUUGAGAAACUCAAAGUAUGUAAAGAAUCCUUAUUUAAAAGCCAAAUUAGUAGAAGUCUUGUUCUUCUUUACAUACCCUAUUGCUAGAGGGGUUCCUGGAGAAUUAGAAGCUAUCCUUAACUCACAUCCAUUGGCUUUAGAUCAUUUGGUACCUUCAUUAAUGAACUUUUAUGUGGAGGUUGAGCAAACUGGAGCUAGUUCACAGUUUUAUGAUAAAUUCAAUAUUCGUUAUAAUAUUAGUCAUAUCAUGAAGACUAUUUGGAACCAUCCAGCACAUCGUGCCAAAUUAAGAGAAGAAAGCCAGAAUUCUGAAACUUUCACUCGCUUUGUUAAUAUGUUAAUGAGUGACGUUACUUACCUUAUGGAUGAGAGUUUGAGUAAACUAUCUGAAAUUCAUCAAAUUCAAUUAGAAAUGAGUGAUAAAGCUUCUUGGGAAGCAAAAACACCUCAAUACCGUCAAGAACGCGAAGGCAAUCUCUACUCUUUAGAAAGACAAGCUCAAUCCUACGUUGCUCUCGGUAACGAAACCGUUCAUAUGCUCAAGUAUAUGACAGCAGAAGUUACCAAACCUUUCUUAGUGAAUGAAAUUGUAGAUCGUUUAGCAGCCAUGUUAGAUUAUAAUCUAGUACAGUUAGUGGGCCCUAAAUGCACUGACCUUAAAGUAGCUAAUCCUGAAAAAUAUUACUUUCAACCUCGUAAACUUUUGUCUGAAAUUAUUGAUAUUUAUCUUAAUUUGAAUUCUCAAACAUUUGUAGAGGCAGUCGCUCGAGAUGGUCGAUCCUAUCGUAAAGAGUAUUUCUCAAAGGCUGCCUCUAUUUUACAAAAGCAUGCCUUGAAAUCUAUGGAUGAUAUUUCUGCACUUGAAUCAUUUGUAAAUCGUGUUGAAAUAGCUGUACAAAGUGGAGUAGAGGAAGAAGAAGAAUUAGGCGAAGUCCCUGACGAAUUCUUAGAUCCUAUUUUUUUCACAUUGAUGGAAGAUCCUGUUUUACUACCUACAUCCAAUGUUAUUGUCGAUCGCAGCACUAUUCGUGCUCAUUUACUUGGUGAUACGCGCGAUCCUUUCAAUCGUAUGCCAUUAACAAUGGAUAUGGUUCAACCAGGUAAAUUACUCUUCUUUUUUUUUUUCUUUAAUUCAAAGAUAUAA
Molecule: messenger RNA, 2496 nt
Organism: Cokeromyces recurvatus
Lineage: Eukaryota; Fungi; Mucoromycota; Mucoromycetes; Mucorales; Mucoraceae
Product: ubiquitin elongating factor core-domain-containing protein
Exons: 12
Coding region: 1-2496 (831 amino acids)
Biological process (GO): protein polyubiquitination
Cellular component (GO): cytoplasm; ubiquitin ligase complex; nucleus
Molecular function (GO): ubiquitin-ubiquitin ligase activity
Source: RefSeq, a predicted model, not a curated record